Molecule: messenger RNA, 4590 nt
Organism: Aquila chrysaetos chrysaetos
Lineage: Eukaryota; Metazoa; Chordata; Aves; Accipitriformes; Accipitridae
Gene: FIGNL2
Product: fidgetin like 2
Exons: 2
Coding region: 185-2386 (733 amino acids)
Molecular function (GO): ATP hydrolysis activity; ATP binding; microtubule severing ATPase activity
Source: RefSeq, a predicted model, not a curated record
GCCAGCCCCGGCCCUCGGCCCCGGCCCCAGCCCCAACCCCAGCGCCGGCCCCAGCCCCCGCCGCCCGCGGGCCGCCGCGCCGCCCCGCAUUGUCCCGGCGGUAGCGGGCAGGAUGCGGGAUCCCGCCCGGCCGCCCGCCGCCGGGCUGCGCUAGGGCCCGCCGGCAUGAGGAGGUCUGUCGAAGAUGCACUGGUCACCAGAGCAUGCCCAGUCCCUGAACCAGUGGCCGGAGCAGCACCUCGACGUCUCCUCCACCACCUCCUCGCCAGCCCACAAGUCCGACCUCUACCCCAGCACCCGCCAGCGCUUCAACUACGCCUGGGCCAACGACGACAUUUCGGCGCUCACCGCCUCCAACCUCCUCAAGAGGUACGCCGAGAAGUACUCGGGGGUGCUGGACGCGCCCUACGAGCGCCCGGCGCUGAGCGGCUACGGGGAUGGAGCCUUCGGGCCGGUUAACGGGCAGAAGGGCGACGGGGAGCCCUGGCCGGUGGCACACGGCUCCGACGGUGCCUACCCCUUGACCCCCAUCCACGAUGGCCUCCCCGGCGCCAAGGGGGUGGUGCCGCCCGCCGUCCCCCCCAGCGGCGGGGCCAUCGGGCUCGGCGGUUCCCCCGUGGUGUCUGCCAACCUCGCCGAUCCCAUGUACCCCGCUAACUCCUGCGGGGGAGCCGCUGCCGGCUCCGGCGGGCUCGGGGCAUCUCAGGAGUACCCCUCAGGCUACGGUGGCACCUACUUGCCCUCCGGCUACUGCACCCAGCCGGCGGCAGCGCUCCCCCCGCCGCACCCCCCUGCCCUCCAUGGCUCCGGGCUCCUGCAGCCCCCGCACCCCUCGCCCGCCCUGGUACCGGGCUACGGCUCCUCCGGCACGAUGUACAACUACGCCGCCGGCAGCUACCCGCCGCAGCCGGGCUACGGGACCAUCCACCCGCCCCAUCCCUCCGCCUCCUACCUGCCCUCCGGCAUCGCGGCGCCCACCCCCAUCCCGGCCCCGCCGCCCGCCGCCCGCCCGCCCGGGGUCCCUGGCUACGGCUACCAGGGGGCCGGCUUGGCCCCCCUGGCCGUGCCGCCCCUCGGCACCGAGGCGGCGGGCGCCCUGAAGAGGAAGGCUUUCGACAUCUCCGGCGGGGAGGACGAGGCGGAGGGCAGGUAUAGGAAAUACAGCUACGAGCAGCCAAAGUCCCCCUACCCCAUGUCGGACAACGGCGAGUGCCGGGGCAACGGGUUCAGCGGCAGCGCCGAGUCCCCCCAGGUGGCCUUCAAACCCGGGAAGCGGCCGGCGGGCGCUGGGAAUGCCGAGGAGCACGCCGGCAAGUACGGCGGGCAGCCGAUGAAGAGUAUGGUCUCGCCACCUUACGGCGCUGGGGACGCUCCGCUGCGGCCGGCGGAGCCCUUCGAGAAGUUCAGCCCCCCGCUCGCCAACGGGGAACAGGCAGCCGAGCCGGGACCCCCCUUCCCGCUGCGGCUGCCCCCCAAAGCGCCGGUCUUCGGCAGCCCGCCGGUGGAGGAGCAACCCAAGAACGUCGACCCCCUGGUCUUGGAGCUGGUGAACACCAAGGUCGUGGAGCGGGGGCCGCCCGUGCAGUGGACGGACAUCGCCGGGCAGGUCUCCGUGAAGGCCACCAUCGAGGAAGAGCUGGUGUGGCCCAUCCUGCGUCCCGGCGCCUACACCGGGGCGAGCCGGCCGCCGCGAACCAUCCUGCUGUUCGGUCCCCACGGCACGGGGAAGACCCUGCUGAGCCGGUGCAUCUCCACCCAGCUGGGCUCCACCUUGCUGAAGCUCAGUGGGAAGACCCUGCUCUCCACCUGGAAAGCCGAAGCCGAGAAGAUCCUGCAGACCGUCUUCUUCGUGGCCAGCUGCCGGCAGCCCGCGGUGGUGCUCAUCACCGAGGCCGAGUCCUUGCUGGUGGCCCGGGCUGGCGAGGACGGCAGCCAGGUGAGCAACCUCAAAUCCCAGCUCCUCUCCUACCUGGACAACGUGGCUACCUCAUCCGAGCAGAACGUGGUCGUCAUCGGGACCACCUCCCGGCCGGGCAGCAUGGACGAAGCUUCCCACCGGCGCUUCGCCAAGCGGUUCUACAUCUCCCCGCCGGACAGCAUCGCCCGGCGGCAGAUCCUCCAUCACGCCCUGGCUCAGCAGAACUCCUGCCUGAGCGAGCGGGAGAUGGCGUCUCUGGUGCAGCACACGGAGAGCUUCUCGGGCAGCGAGCUGGUCCAGCUCUGCCAGCACGCCGGGGCCACCACGCUGCACGGUUUGCCGGGCCAGAUCCAGCCCACCUCCUACCAGGACUUCGAGAAGGCGUUCUGCAAGGUCCACCCCGCCGCCUCCCAGAAGGAGCUGGACUUGUUCCUGGAGUGGGAUAAAAUGUACGGCACCAGGCACUGACGGCGCGGCAGCGGCGGGGACCGGGGCGGGGGGUGCGGGGACGGACCCUUCGCCCCCAGCCCGAGGCUCCGAGGUCGGUUUUGGGACUCGGCCGAUGAACGCAGGGUUUGGAGGGGCCGGGCUGGGGUCGGCGGGGGCUCCGGUUCUCCCCCAGAGCCACGCCGGGGCCGGACCCCCUCCUCCCGAAGGGCAGGAGACCCCCGGACAGCCCCGACGGCAGCACGACGUACCUCUUCUUGACUAUUUCGGACUCGGCCGGGCUUUUCCUCUCCUUGUUUUUUCGGAAGCCGUCGCCCACUGAACUCAGGAUAACCUAUUUAUUAUUUUCCCGUUCAUCCGUCCCUGGACCAGCGAUGCAGCGAGCGGGGCCGGAGGCGAGUCGGGAUCCGGCUUUCCGGCAUCGGAUGCACGAGCUCCCCCGUCUACCCAGAGGCUCAAUUUUUUUUUUUUUUUUUUUUUUUUUUUGAUUGCUUUUAUUGUUCCUAACAGAAAUACCUCGGGCGUCUUUUGAGCAAAGCAGCCCCCCUUGCACGUGGCACGAGCAGCCCGGCGGCGAUGUCCUUGAUCGGGGAAGGGGGUGGGGGGGGAGUGGGGGGGGGGGGGACACAAAACCAGGGGGUUUUGGAGUAAAAUGCUGUAGAUUGUUUAAUAUACUAGACUUGGUUUUUUAUUUUUGUAAGGUAUGUAGUAUUUUUUUGUUUUUUCUUUUUAACUACUCAGGAAAAGAAUUACCUCAGAAAAAAAAAAAAAAAGAAUGUGUUUUUAAAAACUCUUUUUAUCUUCUCAGAAAAGGAAAAAGAGAUUUUUAAGAGUUUUCAGACCUGGGACAAAGCUGCCUCGUGUGUUUGCUUCCAAAAAGGGUGACAGAAAGAAGGAAGAAAGAAAAAAAAAAAAACUUGAAGCUGUUACAAAGAUGAAAGUUGAAUGUAUUUUGGGUGCUUUUCACGUAUAUUAUGCCAUAAUUUUAUUUUAAUUUUUUUUUUUUUUUAACAUUGUUAUUGUAGCGUUUGGUGGAGUAACGUGUCUUCAACGGAAAGAGUAUUAGUGCUGUAGUUUGGAAGCUGUCGCUAGCACCACUUUUUGGAUCAGGUUGGGUCCGUCACCCUCCAGCAUCUCCCGCUGCAUCCCGGGGCUGGGGCCCGGGGGUGCGGGGAGGGGGCACCCACCCCUGUGCAAGGCUGGGGCCGGGGGGUGGGAUCCUCCUCCCGGUGUCAUUUUUGCACUGGGGAUGGGGCCGCGGGGGAGGACGAGGGCACGGCGCUCCCUUUUCACAUGAAAUAAGGGAUUUUUUUUGGCUUCCCACCGCAGUCACCACCUCUGCGCACCGAGAAGCCCCGGCAGAGGCUGACGGUGGCCGCAAAAUUUGGGGAAAUCACUUUUCCCCCCCCCAAAAAAAAGUCUAGCAGGGCUGAUGAUGGGCUGCAGGGUUUUGCCCUGGGUGCUCCUUGCCCUCCCCUGGGGGGGGGCCGGGCUGCGGGGGUCAGGACACAGCCCAGCUCCCCCCUUCUUGCUGACCACCGGCGGAUGAAAAGCUGCGUUACACAAAGCAUGAACCCACUGCACGUCCACCUGACCCCCCCCGCCCCAAAACCCGCUUCGCAUCGCCGGGUGGGGUUGGGUUUUUUUUCCUCAAUUAAAAAAAAAUAUUAAUUUUUUUUUUUUUCUUUUUUUAGAGCUCUAUAUUGUACUGGGGGGAGGCAGCUGCUCCGGGGCUGCCCAGCCAGCCACUGGCACCGGCCGCUGCUCAGAGCAGCCCCCCCCAUAACCUCAGGGUCUGCGCACGCAGAGAGGACGCAUCCCUCGCAGGGGCUUCCCCCCCCCCCAAUUGCAGAAGUGAUGCAUCUGCCAGCUUUGGGAUGUUUUCCCAAUUUUUGUUGCAGUUUCCCAUUUAAGCGUGCACGGGAGUGCGCAGGCAGCUGCCUGUGUGCAAAGGGCAUUACCGGGGCAGAUGCCCCCCACCCCGGCUUCCAAAAAGUGGUACUGGGUUCCUGAAGACUUUUUAUUAUUAUUAUUAUCAUAUUUGACUUUGUACACUCUCUGUAACCAUUUCUACCUCAUUUUGCAACAUAUUGUACAUGAAAGUAUUUAAUUCAUGUCUUAUUAAUGUCUGAAAAAGAAAUGCUUUUGAACUGUAAUGGUCUACCUCAAGAAAUGCUGUAUUUUAAAAAGAAAAGUAUUACACAGUAUUAAAGAGAUUACAUGAA